Cheilinus undulatus (humphead wrasse) is the source of this 7159-nucleotide messenger RNA. RefSeq names its product NCK-associated protein 5-like (gene nckap5l). The coding region runs from base 209 to 4351 and encodes 1380 amino acids. Gene Ontology annotation, cellular component: microtubule plus-end. The transcript has 13 exons. Gene Ontology annotation, biological process: microtubule depolymerization; microtubule bundle formation. The record is from RefSeq and is a predicted model, not a curated record. NCBI's taxonomy places the organism in Eukaryota, Metazoa, Chordata, Actinopteri, Labriformes, Labridae.
GAACGCGGCUGCAGGCAGGGAGAGGACGACACCGCUGCAACAAUGAGCACAAGCUUACCUGUUUUAAACCGCAUUUCUCCUCUGUAUUAACCAUGCUACGUCGACAGUUUACAACCAAAUGAGCUCCUCGGUGUCGUCGUUGGGAGACAGAGGUGCCUGACAGGAGACGGACUCCUCUUCAAGGAUCAUAAGGGAGCUGAAAUCACAGAUGAGAACAAUGUCUGAUGAGACAGAACAGAGAAUGUGUGAGGAGGACUUCGGUACGGAUGAGGAGGGAGAGGAAGCAGACGUGGAGUCGUACCUGGAGGACAACAGCAGCGAGCUCAUGGACCGUCUGAGAGAGCUGGAGGCAGAAAACUCUGCUCUGAUGUUGGCCAAUGAGAGUCAGAGAGAAGCUUAUGAGAGGUGCUUGGACGAGGUCGCCAACCACGUGGUCCAGGCUCUGCUAAAUCAGAAGGAUCUGAGAGAGGAGUGCAUCAAGCUGAAGAUGUUGGUGUUUGAUCUGGAGAGACAGAACCGGGCGCUUUGUGAGCUUUUUCAACAGAAACUGCCCAACCACCCCACGGCUCACUACCAGGUCCAGGCAGGACCCCUCCCAGACUACAAUGCACAGCUGCACAAUGACUCUGCCAAACAGGUGGAGCCUGCACAGACUGAAGCACAAGCCAAGGGAAAUGGCUACCGCACACAGCAUGCCUCCCCGGGCCCUCGAGGCUCUGCCGCCUCCAUGGAGGCCCUGUCCCCCUUCUUUAAGAAGAAAGCACACAUCCUGGAGGUCCUCCGCAAGAUGGAAGAGACCGACCCUCUCAAGUUCCACCCGUCCACUACGAGUCUGUCUUUCUGCGACUACAGCCAGGUGCUCAUGUCCACGGAGGCUGUUCUGGCUGCUGCGGAGCCCCUCCCUCUCCAACCCCACCACACACACUGCCACUGCUCCCGCUCUGACACCGACACUCACCAACAUGUCAACGGGGACGGGGCGGUGAAGUGUGAGGCAGGGAACACCUGCUGUUUACACUGCAAGAGGAGCCCAGAGAGUCCGCCGAAGCCAUGCAACCAUGUCUGUAGUCCUUCUAAAGCAAACUCCGCUGCCACCCAGAGCCACGCCAUCCCUGCAGCUGCUACCAGCGAAUGUCACAGUAAGAGCAGAACAGCAGAGGCUGCUCCCCCAUCUAAACAAUGCACCAAGAAUGAAGCCCACCAGCAAUUAGCAGGCGCCGCCGCCCAUCCGUCCAUCCCCUCCGAUCAGAGCCUGGAGAGGAUGGAGGAGCAGGAGAGCUCUGAGAGUUUUCUGAACGCCAGUGCCCCCGAAGAACUCACUGGUUUUACUUCUGUGAAGGACAGCAAACAGAUCCCCCACUGUGACACGGAGGCAAGUGUUCAGAAUGGCGUAGCCUCCAUGAAUGAUCCGUCAGCUAUCCCAGAGAAAGACAUCACCGAUCAGGAGGCUUCUGUGAGAGCCAGCGCCUCCGUCAGCCCCAGCCCGUCCUGCCUCAGUGACGUCAAAGCUGCCGCCAUCAACUCCCCGUCCAAACUGCUCAAGUUCUUGAAGAUCCCGUCAAUCGGAGAGAAGUCUCAGGCUCCGACAUCUGCCGUCCGGCUGAGCCCACAACUCACCCGCAGCUCCAGGAUCCCCUGUCGCACCAACAACUAUGAGGUGUACCACUCACCUGUUCCCACACGCAGAGCCACUACCACAGAGAGGUGCAGGCAGCCCCCUCCUCCCCCCUCUAGGUCUGAGUCCUACCCCGCCACCCACUCUGCCCCGACAUCCCCGCCACAGCCUGAGGACGUCUGUGCUGCACCCGUUAGAGACAUCAGCUACAGCAGCCUCUCUGUGCCUAAAGCUGGCUCAAAGAUAACGGCCCCCUCCUCCACAUCUUCAUCCUCCCCCAAAGUGUCUCAGAGGAUUCCUCAUUAUGAAAACGUCUGUAACGUGCCCAGAGAGGAGGAACCAACACAGAGCUUUGAGAAGAGAACAACACUUCCAUCCGGCAGUGAAAGGAAGCUUGUUAAAUCGCUACCUGAGAGCGUCCUUAACCCCCAUCCACAGAGAAAGCAGUCGUCUUCCUCCACGUCAGAGUCCACGUCAGACGAUGAAGAGGACUCAGACAGCCCCGUAUGGGUCAACCACCACAGCUUGCCCAGCUCUUCCGCCCUCAACAAAGCUCAGAGCCGGGCCAGCUGCUCCCAACCCAGAGAGAAACAAGAGGCCGACGUCACUGUGCAGAGCUCCGAGGUCGCCCAGCAGCCACCUCCGCCUCCAGUCAGGAGGAACGACUCUUCUUCCAUCCCUAAGAGGCCUCAGUCUGGCGCGGGGAGAUCCCAGGCCGACUCUAGUCACCACGCUUUCAAAGACAGACUCGCUGCUUUAGGGAAAUUAAGGAGUUCUGAGGAUUUACAAGUCGGUCUAAGGCCGGUGGAAACCAUGAACGAAGGGACGUAUGGGGAGGAGAGGAGUAAGACAGCAGAGAGGCCAAUGGAGCUCCAUAAAGAGGAGCAGAGACAUUCAAAGUUCUCAGACUCUUUGGACAGCAAACCUAAAGUUGGUAGUGUCGGUUUGAAGUAUCCUCAGAUGUAUGAACAGACAAAGUCACAGCCUAAACAGGAACUCUGUGUGACUAAAAUAGAAGGGUCCAAGAGUAAAAUCGGCCUGCCGUCACCGAAUACAGACGCUCCACAGGUUCUUCGUAACAACAUCAAAUGUCCUGGCUCCUUGAAUCUGGCCUACAACCUUAAACAAAGUCCUCACAGUAGCAACAGCCCCAACAAAAUCCCCCCUAAGUCGCCAUCAAAGCCAUGCCAGCCAACGUCCGUCCACAGAGCAGGGAAGCCCGCAGAGACGCCCCGUUAUUCAUCUAAAUCUGAAGAGAGGACAAAGAUCAGUGGGAAAGGCAAGAAGAAUCCGAUGUAUGGAGACAGCCUGCCCCCUCCUCCUCCCAGACCUCCUACAUCUGACGGGGAGAAGCAGCCGAUGCAGCCGGCUCCCAGCCCACAGUCCGCCAUCGAGCAGAAGGUGAUGAAGGGCAUCGAGGAGAACGUGCUGAAGCUGCAGGAGCAGGACAGAGGAGGCCAGGGCGGCGAGGUGAAACAGAAAGCCUCCAACGGCAUCGCCAGCUGGUUUGGACUGAAGAAGAGCAAGCUGCCCGCGCUGAGCCGCAAAACCGAUGCCACCAAGGCAAAGGACGAGAAGAAGGAGUGGAAGAUCAACAUCCCGUCUGUGGGCAGGGACUCUGUGAAGAUGGCCACCAGGUGUAAGGAAGGAGUGGAGGGUCUGAACAUCUCCACCCUGAUGGAGAAGGCGGAGGGGCUGAGGAGAGCCCUGGAGGAGGAGCGGGCAUAUGUGGAGAGAUCAGGCAGGGGUCACUCCUGUGAGGUGGUGAUGGACCAGGCUCAGGGACAGCUGGCUGUCAUGUACAGAGGAGCGCGCUCAGAUAACUUCAUGCAACAGCUGCUGAACAGAGUGGAUGGGAAGGAGAUGAUCAGCGUCCCUCAGCGUCGGCUCUCAUUCGACUGUAAGACAUCCAAGCCCGUUUUCAGUCAGCAGAGCGACGUCAUCAGUCACACCACCAGCCGGGAUGAUAUCGAGAAGGGAUCAGACAGAAUCGGCAAGAUCACAUCAGAUGAAAACCUUGCAGAUUCAGUUCACUCUCAACACUUUGCAGGUUCUGGUGCUUCCACCUAUACUCUGGACAGCGGCAUCGGUACGUUCCCCCUCCCCGACUGCAGCAGCGGUGCAGCAGGACGCGGUCUGUCUAAAACUAGGGCGGACCACCACUCCUCGGGGUCCCCGGGUAGAGCCGGGAGACGGGCACGCACUCUGGAGCGAGAGCUGACGUCACAGGAGGAGUGCUACGUGCCGCACAAACAGCUGAUCCCCACGAUUCAGUACGGGGCCAUGAUGGAGGGGCGGAGCUCGGCCAGCGUCAUCCGUGAAGACAAAGAGGCUCAUGGAGCGAAUAUGUUCUCCCCACGCUCAAAGACCUGGACCUUCCCAAACCUGAAGACUCCGGCCGGCCCUGCUGAGGUUUACCUGGCUGUGGAGGAGGAGGAGGAGGAGGCCGUGUCCUUUGGAUCUCCAUUCAGAGGGGGCAUGAAGGCCGGUGGGCCGUCCUCCAGCCGGGUGGUCGACCCAGGCAGCCUGCCCGUCCCCGCCCAGUCCGGGAUGAGCCGCAGGGGGAAGUCUCGCACCCCCAGCGUCCCCGAAAUGAGCCGCGAGGCCGGGCUGGAGCUGCUCAGGGAGCGACCGGAGGAAGCCAUCUCCCCGAGUCGGCCUCAGGUCCUGGAGACCCCCGAGUCCCUCAGCGACUCGCUGUAUGACAGUCUGUCGUCCUGUGGCAGCCAAGGAUGAGCCAGGCCAGGACGGAGGAGGGGGGAGGGGGAGGACAGAGACGAGCAAACGUCUCCUGGUUGGUUAAACUGUAAUGCUGCUGACUGACGGCGAUAUUUUGAGGAAGAGAAGAAGAGUGUGACCCCUUUGAUGUCUGCAGGAUUAACGAUGAAGCCGUUUUCUCUGUUGCAACUGGAAGAUGGAUGGAUAGACUUCUCCUCAGGAUUUUCCAAUAAACAUGAAGCCAAAAGCCACCAGAAUAAACUAGGUUGUUCACUUUUUCACGCUCAGACUUGACUGUGGACACGUUCUCUUUAAAUCAUGUGUACAGGACUACAAACCGCAUGGCUAAGCUGAAGAUUAGCACAAAAAAGUCACUCCUGGUAGUUGUUGAGCGACCUAUCGUUUGUUCUCUGAGGGAUCUAUCCGUUCAGCGCUGACGUUCUGUACUGUAUCGAUGCAUUCUUCAUCAUCAUCAUCAUCAUUUCACAUCAUAAUGUAUUUAAAAAACAACAAAACAUGAAGCUCCUUAAAAAAAAUGAAUGUUCAUGUCUGUGAUUCUUUGUUGCUUAAGUCAUGCAUCACGAUUUUAAAUGUACAAACAAUUUUAUUGAUCAUGUUGAUAAUUGUUUUGCGACCGAUGAAGGUUGUCAGAAAAUGUCUGUUUUUAAAUCAUAAUACAUUUAAAGGUAAUAUAUACCAGCAAUAAUAACAUAGAUAAGAGAAAUGGCUACACUAUUCAAUGAAUAUGUAUUUCUAUUAUUUAUUUAUUUUAAUGUACAUCAUUUGCAGUCAUCUUUUUAUUUUUUAUUUUGUAAUCUUUCUGUGAAAACUGCAGUGUCCUCGCUUAGUAGAUUUUGUUCAUAUCUUGUAUUUCAUCAUCUCUGUUGCUGUUCGUUCCCUAGCCGAUAGAGGUCCUAUGUACCUACUGCCGUUUUUUCAACUUUCUAAUUAAAAUGUUUUCAUUUAAUUCUUUGUGAGCAGCUCUUAUUUCAGCCUCAAAGCCUCGGGAACAGAUGAACAGUGUGUUGAGAGUAAACGGUAUGUUGUGCUGUGUAAGGAGGUCCACAUUUUCAGGACUUUGAUACCUUCGAUACCCCAGGGAUGCGAAAUAUUGGAUUUUUUUUUCAAAAAAUCUGUAAUGCUGUUGUUUCUGAAUGUAUUGAAGCUGAUACUGACAUCAAUACUGAUAUGUAAAUGUAGUUCAGACCUGAAACUUUGGUUUCUUAUAAACACACAUCCUCAGGAAUGAGGAUGACCCAAGAACAAUGCUUCAGCUGACAUUGGCUGAUAUCUAUCGUUCGAACAGGCUGAUAUUAACAGCUGAUAUGGGAAGGGAUAGUCCAAUAUUUAAAGCCAAUAUAGGAUGACAUAUGCCCUAUUUGCACAGGAUUAGUAUUACCCAGGGACCUCUGGUAAUUUAAAAUAAUAGUGUGGACAUCAGUGUUUUAAAUCCCGUAAGAAUCGACCAUGUCUCCAAGUUGUUGAAUAAAAAUUUCAGGUCAGAUUUACUGACUGUUUCUCGGCACACAGAGGUCCAUAAGUAAUACUAAUCCCAUGCAAAUCUGCUCCUCUGUAAUUAAGAGUGGUAAUUUUGCUUUUUACUGUUACAGUUUCAUCUGAUGUGUAAAAAUGGCUUUAUUUUACUUAUUUAUUUACACUCUGUUGUCCAAAUGUAUGUGCGCACACUGCUGCUCUCUACAUGCGCACAACAUUUCUGCUCUGCUUCCUACAGUUUCUCUUUUACCAUACCUGAUCUUAUAUCACUAUUAUUUAGCUGUACAUCUCCAUAACAGGAGAAAUGUGCCGCUCAGUAAUCAGUGGUUAGGCUGAAACAGCUAAUCUGUGCCAGGAAGGUUGUUGUGGAUGCAUAAUGAUCUCAAGUGUAUAGAACACAGAAUAAUAUCACAAUCAUGCAGCACCCUCAUGUUUUCUUUCAGAAAUUUCUGUAAAUUCUUGUCUAAAUACAGACAUCACUGACCCCGUGUGAAUGUACAGCACUAAACACUAACAUCAGGGGAUAAUACUUAAAUUACCAGAGGUCCACAGGUAAUUCUAGCCCCGUGCAAACAGUACUAUGGGUGGGUAUUUACAGCUGAUUUAGGAUGAUAUAGAUUGAUAUUUACAGUUGAUAAAGAUUGACAUUUACAGCCAAUUGAGGUUGGUAUUUACAGCGAAUUUAGGCCGAUAAUUACAGCAGACAUGGGAUAAUAAUGAGUAAAGUUUACAGCAAGUGUACAACAAUACAGGCUGAUAUUUACAGCCAGUUUAGGGCUAAAUUUACAGCUGAUACAGGCCAACAUUUACACCAAUGGUUAUUGUCCAUAUAGGCUGAUAUUUACAACCAAUAUAAGUUGAUUUUUAACCCUUUAAUGACUGAUACCUCAAAUGAUAGCCAGAAAAUUAAAGUUUUUUGGAAAGUAGAUGCUUUUAACCCUUUAGUGAAAUCAAAAAAUAAAUAAAUAAAAAAGAAAAAUUGCCAUAAAAAUUCACAUUUUUUAAUGCAUUUGCUGCAUUAUGCAUAUCUCUCAAUUGUUAAUGCACUGGAGAGCAUUUUUUGUCAUUUAUCAGGCUGUAUUCAAAAGGUUUUUAGUAAUUCAUUGAUCAUGUUGAGUAGAUAAAGGUCUCAUAAAAGUGUGUAUCAAAUAGGAUACAACUGGCUUUAAAGGGUUAAAGCCAAUAUAGACAGAAUUACAGCCAAUAUAGGAUACAGGGCAAUAUUUACUGUCUGUAUAGAAUGAAAACAGCUGAUUUAGGAUAUUUUAAUUGACAUUUUUGGCCUGUAUAGGCCAAUAUUUAUGGUUAAUAAAGGCUGAUAUUUACAGCUAA